Messenger RNA from Funneliformis mosseae, 123 nucleotides. The record is from the annotation of a GenBank genome assembly. Lineage: Eukaryota; Fungi; Glomeromycota; Glomeromycetes; Glomerales; Glomeraceae.
AUGUCGGGAUUGGAAUCGAUUUCGAUAUUUAGAAUCGAUUUGAGAAUCGAUUUAAUCGCGAUUAUCGUUUCUCCAAGAUUCGACUCUAAGAUUCAACUUUCAAUUUCGACUAAUCGAAUAUGA